Scylla paramamosain (green mud crab) is the source of this 15113-nucleotide messenger RNA. RefSeq lists its product as uncharacterized. NCBI's taxonomy places the organism in Eukaryota, Metazoa, Arthropoda, Malacostraca, Decapoda, Portunidae. The transcript is spliced from 26 exons. The record is from RefSeq and is a predicted model, not a curated record. Gene Ontology annotation, cellular component: nucleus. Bases 141 to 14552 code for a protein of 4803 amino acids. Gene Ontology annotation, molecular function: RNA binding. Gene Ontology annotation, biological process: regulation of gene expression.
GCAAAUGGCCGGCGGCGGGAGGCGAGACAGGGAAGGUCCUCUGGCGGCCAGCUAGGCAAGCCGCACUGAAAGCAUCAUGAUACCGAAACCGCUCUCUCCUCAUUAAUGAAGUGAAAAGAGUAAAGAACUAAUCCUCCAAGAUGGACUAUCCUAAGGAAGUACAAGAAAAACUUGCUCAUUUGCGCUCCUAUGUUCCAUUCGUGGAGCGUAUGAUCUCCAAGCUAGAGGUGCGCUCCCAGCUGGUAGGUGCUAGUCAUGGACAACUUGAAAGACUUCAUGGCCUGCAUGGGUUUCUCACCAACCCAAUAACGAGAGUGCCAAGAAUGGAGAUGCUGGAGAAGAUGGAGGCUGUGAUACGUAGCAUGCAAGAUAAAGUCCACAGAGCACAAGGGAAACCAGCUGGAUCUAGUCCUGCUGCAGGAAACACCCGCUUUCCUCAAGAAACCAGUCAUCCACGAACAGGAAGUAGCUCAUCUGAUCCAAGAACAUCCACCAAACAGUCUUUUGGUCCUAGCCGGAGUUUUUCGAAUGUAGGACAAGUGAGCAGCCCACAAAGAACUCAUCAACAUUCACCAGUGGCUCGAUCAGGAUCAGCUGACUGGCAAAAUAAAAAGGACUUUGGUGGAAAAGGGGAAAAGCGAAGAGAAGGACAAAGUGAACGGCCCAGAGAAAGGGGACCAGAGCUAGUCAGAGAAGGCAGCUUUGAUAGAAAUAGACGAGAAUGUGAACGUGGUGAUCCAAGACAUGCUGAGAGAAGUAGAGAUCGGGGAAGUGAGCGGAGUCGGGAGAGAGAAUACGAGAGGAGUAGGUCGAGGGAGUAUGAACACAGACGAGAGAUGGACUCGCACAGGUCUCGAGAAAUGGAGAGAGGUUCAGACCGGGAUAGUAGAUUAAGAAUUUCUAGUGAGAAAGAAUUUGAGAGAAGACAAGGAAGCUCUAAGGAUAGAGAUUAUGAAAGAGACAGGAAUAGAGAUUUUGGUAGGAUUAGUAGUUCACAGGAAAGAAGUGAAUAUGGUAAGGAGAGAGACUAUCGCCGCAGGAGUCAAGAUUGUAGUAGUGGUGACAAAGACAGGAGACAGAUAGAGGGACGGAGCAUUGGAGAACAAGAAAAGACACAAAGCGAAGGGAAAAUGUCUUCAAGAUGGAGCAGUCUUCUUGAUCUCCCCAUGCCACCCCCAACAAUUUCCCAAGAUGCACCACAUUCUAGUGAUUCCAAGAACACUGGGGCUAUAAAUGAUGAAAAAUUCCAAAAUUCCAGGGAGAAGCUUCAGAGGUUAUUUGGUAUACAGGGAGAACCCUCUGGAACCAAAGAAAGGGAAGGAAAACCAACAGCACCAAAGUCUCGGGGAUGGCGAGAUGAAGUAAGAGCCAGAAAGGACAAUUUCCUUUCCCAGAGGUACACCCAGAGUUCUGGUGACAUUGAUGAGAGAGUAGACAUUCAUUCUCAGAGACACAAGUUACCACCACCAAGAGAACCUCCUUGGGAAGCUUCUCACCACAACACAGCCAUGGCUUUCCCUAACACUAAGACUUCAGAACCAAGAGAACACUCAGAACAGUGGAAAUCUGGAACUGUGAACAAAAGCACUGAAAGUAAUCCUGCAAAAGGUGAGAACUUUGAAUCAGCAAGGGAUACACCUCUAUCACCUGAUCAGUCUCCAGUUCGUCAGUUUGACUCACUGGACACACCCAUGUCCCCUGAUGCAGAGGCAUCUUUCAGCCCUAUCGUUUCCUCAGAAGAAUGCACGCCAGUAAAAACCAUUCCUCUGGAAAAUGUCCAGCAGAAAGGAGUAGAUCUCGAAGCAAUAAAGAAAGCUUUGGCUCAAAUCCGGGCAAAUGAAAAGAAAUCUGAAGGCAGUCAAGGCCCAUCAUAUCGAUAUGAAGACUUCGUUGGUCCUGCUUCAAGUUCCAAACCAGACGAAGAUGAGCCGUAUGAUCCAGAGGAGGUAUGGAAUAAUCAAGCACACAGAAUGUCUGUAGCAGAUAAAUCUGGGCAUCCCAUAAUAUCCAAAUCUGGAGAUACUGAUUUGCGUUCAGUACCAAAGGAUGUGACCUCACUACCUCAGAAUUAUCAAGGUAAAGUGCAGCCUGGAAAAGUUGGGUUUCCUGGUUCUGUAGCAUUUGGUAAAGAGGAAGCUCACAGCCCUGGACCUUCUAGAAGUGCACUUCCACCAAGCAAGUCUCCCCAGAGGCAGACAAGUACUGACAGCCCAAGAGCCACGGUGCCGUCAGGUCUGCCUGACCAUCCUGUAACACCAGGUUCUGGAUGGUUUCAGAGCGGAUCAGCUUCAGUUUCAAGAUCAAAUAGUUCAAGUGAUACUGAUAUGAGAGUCCAUCCUUCCAGAGGAACAUUACCAAGGCACAUAGCACCACCACAAGAAUCAUCAUCAUCCAUAUCACAACCAUCUCCAUUUCAGCCACCUCGCCCGGCUCAUCCUUCCCCUGCUUCUGUAAUUGCUCAGAGAUCUACAAAUAGACCACCCGAGGACUUGCCUGAUAAAGAUGCACGUAACUACAUAGGGGGUAGGUUUGAUAGUGUUCGUUUAAGAAUUGCCCAUGCUGGUGGUGAACUCAUCAAACCAGGUCAACAAGGUGUUGCUGCCAGCCAGAUGGAAAAGUAUAAGAUCAAAAAACAAGCAGCAAGUGUAUCAGAAAUUAAGUCAUCAUCAUCACUAAGUUCUUCAUCUUCAAAACUAGAUGUGGGAAACAAAAGUAAGGAAUCUGUAUCAGUGCUUGACCUCUUACUUCCAGAGACAAGUGAAACUAAAGCGGAAGAAAGUCCAUCAAAUCGGGAUCCUCAUCAAGUCGGCCAACUCCCAAGAGAUCCAAGAUUAAAACCCCCCGAUGUGCCGGAAAGUGACACUUUGAGUGGUACAGUACAUGCUCGAGAUCCAAGAUUACCAGUUAGUGCAGGCCCUUCACGAGAUCCUCGCCAUCAGACUAAUCGUGAUCCAAGAAAAGAUGGCAGUAAAUUCCCUGCUGGAUUACAUAGAGAAGAUCUCCCUAGACAUUAUGGAACUCCUGGCUCCAUAAGUAGAGACCCAAGACAAGACUUGGCGAAAGUUACCCAUGUAACAACUCCGAUCAGAGACCCAAGGCAUGAACGUAUCCCAUCAAGAGGAGUCAGAGACAUCAGGCAAGAAACUGGAGGAUUUCCUCCCAUGGCAGGCAGUCAACCCAGAGACCCAAGAAUGGUCUCAAGAGGGGACAGACCUAAUUCUGUUUGGCCACAGCAUCAGCCACCCCCAGUUCCAGCUACGAGUUAUGGGAUGCAGGCACCUCCUGUUAUUGCUGAUAACCCUCCAUCUCAGUCUGCUAGUGGACCUUUGAUUGGGCAAACUUUUACUUGCCUAAUGAUGAGAGGACUGCCCGCAUUCACAAAUUCAAAUCACAUAUAUCUCUUUUUUCAAGAAUACAUUUUACGUGAUAUUUCAAUAGAACUGGACAAUCACCUCCAGUGUAAGGGUACCGCUUACGUACACUUUCCCAGCCACCAGAGUGCUCGUGAAGCUCUGGAACUCAUGAAUGGACACUUUUUACAAGGUUCUCCAAUCACGCUUAGAAUAUGUACUGUGGGCAUACUACGCCAAGCCAAAAAUGCAUAUGAAAAUUUAAAUAGAGAAAGAGAAGCUCGUCUUGGCAUUCCAGAGCGACCUAGAGGAAAUGGCAAUCCAUUUUUCAAACCUCGAUCUAAAGAGCCUCAAAGUAAACCACCAGUACCCAAACCCAGUACUGGCAUGUCUGAAAAAGCCAGUGAUGCACCAGAGUCAGCAGGUAAUAAGACACAAGGAUCAGGGGAAGGAAGUGAUGUUGGAAGCACUGGUCAGUACUCUGAUUUGUGUGGAAUUAAAGUUCCACCAAAAUCAACAACUGGUUUCAAGAUCCCAAAGAUAAGAAAGGAUGAACCUAAGCAGAAAGAAACCAGUAAGGAAGAGGGUACAAACAAACCAGAAACUCAGGGAAAGGUAGCCAGAAGUAAUGCUGCAAAAGCAUCAUCAAAAGACUCUUCAGAAUCAGAAGAUGAAGUACAGAAUAUAAAAGCAGCAAACACAAAGACCAGGAAGUUUAAAAAGAUAGUGAUUUUAUCGGACUCAGAGUCAGACAGUGAUGAAAUUAAGAAGUCUGGAAACAAAGGGAAGAAGAAAUCUAUACAAACUUCUUCAGUCAGCACAAAGACUGAAAACAAGAACAUUAGUAGGAAGGAAGCUAGUGCCGCUUAUGAUGGUGGUGAAAAGGAUGAUGAUGGGGAUGAUGAAGAUGAGGAAGAUGAUGAUGAUGAUGAUGAUGAUGAAGGCUAUAUGGUAAUAGAUGAAACUAUCUUAUCAGAUAAUGAAGAAUCAGAAGUAAGUUCUCAAAUGUCAGAAGAGCCGUCUGAUUUAAGUUCAGGUUCUAAAGACAGGAAGAAAACUAAAACAAAAACCAAGAAGACCAGUGGAAAACAAAAACUAAGCAAGAAAUCAGGCUCAUAUAAAGGUAAAAAGAAAUUGCAAAGUAAUUCUGCAUCAGGAAAGAAGGGACGGGGAAAGAAAAAUGCAGAUAAAUACUUGCAUGACAAUUCAUAUAAACCAGAUUUGUCAUUAAACUCUUCAGUUGGACUGAAACUAACCAGACAUACUCAGGGAGAGUUAGAAGAGCUGAUACCUGAAGAGAAAAAACUCAAAGUGUUAAUUCCAGUUCCUCUUAAAAUUGUGACAACAAUAUGUGAGGAUGAGAAAUUUAAAAAGAAAGGUGGAAGACAAAAGGUUACUGAAAAAGUGGUACAACCUAUUGAUAGUCCAAAAACACAAAUAAUAGUGACCUUGAAAGAAACUCCACAGCCUUUACCAGUAGAAAAAAUUGUAAAACCAGAUUUGCAAGUGAAACCUACAGAUAAUUUAAUUUUGCCAGUUGAUGGUUAUUGGGAAUAUACUGCAAGAUAUGGCCCAGUUGGUGGCAUGUUUCUGCCAGAGAAUACACACCUUAUGGUUGCUUUGAAAAAAGAGGUAUCUGUUGGUACACCAACUUCAAGAAAAGGUAAGAAGAGGCAACUCUCAUAUUCAGCUUCCAAGAAUCCAUCAAAGAAACCAAGAUCUGACAUUUCUUCAAGCUUAUUUAGAGACAAGAAAAAUGGCACCACAGGCACCAACAGGAGUGAAGGUGCACAUGGAACUUCUAAAGAAAACACCAGUGAACCUUGCAGUGGAGUGGAGAAGCGAAGUCUCCCAAUGCCUUCCAAAGGAAGUGACAAUAAAAGGUUGUGCUUGGAAAAACAAAAUACUAAGAGUGAAGGAACCUCACAACCUAUUGAUCUCUUUGAGACUACCAUGCUAUCUGAUGAUCCUGACCUCAUGCAGAUCACUCCAACUCUCUUUGAUGUCGAUGAAACCAUAACCAGUGCACUGCCAAAUGCUUCUGCCUUGGCAAGCGUAUUAAGCCCUCUUCAUGUAAGUCAUGCAGUGACUGAAAACAUGAACCAUAAAGAGGGGGCAGAUAGCAUAUGGACACCAGGCAAGCAUCCAUGUGGGGAUGAGAAACUGCCAUUUGAUGUAACAAAACAGUCACAUUCCAGAAAUGUAAUAGAAAAUGACACUGUAUUAGAGGAGAUGAUAAGUAUUGCCAUGAAAACUGCUGAUGCAGAAGAUAAAUUGGGUACUGAAAAUAAAGACCAAGAAAUGAGUUUUGUAGACAUAGGUGCUGUCCAAGUAAAAGAAGAAUUAAAGGAAAGUGUUUCAGGUUGUGAGUCAAAUCAGUCCAGUGACAGAAAUCUAGAAAAGGGUUCUGAAGUAAAUGUGGACCAUAAGAGAAAUGUUUCUGAAAAUGAAGUGACCAAUAUUAAAAAGGAAUACAAAGAAGAGCAAGCAGCAAGUAGCACUUCUGAUAGUCAUAAGCAGGCAGAAGCAUUCAACACACAAAGUGAAGUGUUAAAAAAUGUAGGUGUUCAGAUGAAAACAGAUAAUUCUGAUAAGGUUUUGAAAUCAGACAAUGAUUGUGGGAUUACCUCUGUUGAGAAAACUUCAGAAGAUGCUAAAGCAGUUAAUGAGGGACUUUCUUGGAGGAGAAAAUCAUCUGAUGAAUUAUUUAAAAUAAAAUCUGAAGAAGCUAUAGGAAGUGAGACUAGAAAAGAAGAGGAAUCACUAGAACUCUCCAAAAAACAUGAGUCAGAUGCCGUAAUCAAGCUGGAUAAAGACAGUGGGAGUGGCACUGGUACUCAUGAAGACACUGAUGAUGCAGAUGAUGUAGCAAGUGUUGGGAGAGUGAGCACCAGCAGCUUUGUUGAUGAUGCCUCUGUCAUCUCUAGUGAAGGUCGUGAUGUCAAGACUCCUGAAUCUCAGCCCCCUAAAAGAGGGAGAAAGGGCAAAAAUUUAACGGGUUUGCCCUCAGUGGAAUGUCGUAGAGUUACUCGAGGUUCGGUAGUGGAACCUCUGACAGCCGAACAUGUCGAGUGGGAUGAUGGUGGCAUUGUGGACUUGUUUCAGUGUGAUCAGUGCGACUAUUUUGGUCGUCAUAUUGCCCACCAUUUGGUCAAUUUUCAUACUGAUAGAGAAUUACCUUGUGAAUUCAAGAAGGAAGACUUCCCACCUGUCAUUAAAGACUAUGUGGGACCACCACAAGAAGGUAUUAAGGAAAUUGUACCCUUAGAUUUGAGCUGGAUUCCUAAUGCUAUGAACUUUGAUGAAAAUAUUACUUGUAAAGAAUGUGAUUAUUGCUCUAGAAACAGAUUUGAUUUGAUUUAUCAUUAUAUAGAGCAUUUUCCUAAGGCAGGAAUUUGCAGUGUGUAUCAUUGCCGACUUUGUAAUUACAUGUCUGAGAAGAAGGAGAGCUUUUACAAUCACGUCUCAAGUCACACAGGAGAGUACCGCUUCAGGUGUGAGCUGUGUGGCCAUAAGACAUACAAGAGGGAGCUUCUUGAGUCCCACCACAAGGAAAGUCACAUAACUCGGCCUCAAAACUUCUUUGAGGCUCCAGUGAUAGAAGAGGAUGACUGGCUGUAUAUAUAUGUCUGCAAAAUUUGUAUGUUUGUUAGAAUCAGUUUACAAGAAGCAGAAAAUCAUGUUCAGCAAAAGCAUGGUGGAAAGGCAGAUAUCCAUAAAGCCAACAUGAGCAGGCCCAUUGUUUUGCAUUCUGAACUGAGAAAAUCUGGAAAUGAAUCAGACAGUACUCCUUUGUCACGACCAAAAUAUAAGAAGAAAUGUAAGAAGAGGAAAGGUAAGAAGCUCCCAGAUCUUGAUGUGUUUCUAGGAGAAGAGGAAGAAGAUGGAGAUGAGAUUGAAGAAAAAGCAAAACAGUUAGUUGAUAGGAUAUCUUCUAAUAUUCACACAAGUAUGUCAGUACAAGAAGCAAAUAAACGGAUGUCAUUACUGAAUUCCAUAAGUAAAAAGUUAGAUGAAGAAACUGAAGAGGAAAGCAUGGAAUUGGAGCCUGAGGCUGAAAGUCAAGUUAAAGAGGAGUCAUCUGUUGUUGCUUCAUCACAAACAUUGGCAGUUGAUAGCAAGCCAUCCACUGUCAGUGAAGAAACCAGCAAGGAUGAAGGUUCAGAAGAAAAAACAAAAAAUGAAGAAAUCAGCAAGGAUGGAGAUAAAGAAGAAAAAAAAGAUGAGACAGCUGUGAUAAGUGGAGGAAAAAUUAAUGACAGUGUUAGAAGAUUGAAAGAAGUAGAUAGUUUUUCCAUAGAAAGUGAUACUGAAUCUACUAUUAGUGCUGUUGAACCAGAAUCUUAUGAAGAUGAAGUUGUUAUCUCAGGGAAAGGCUCCCUCCAGGAUACAAUUAAAAGGCUUUCUGAGAAAUUAGAUUUGGGUGCCAAGGAACAAAAAACUGUACAGCGAGAAGAGGAAGCCAAAAAGACUAAGGAACAAAAAGAAAAGCAGGCAGUUGGCCAGAGUACAAACUCUGCUAGUACACAUGACAAUGAUAGUGAUUCAGAUACGUUAGUUAUUUGUGAGGAUGCUGAUUCAGACAAAGAAGGAGAAACAUCCAUAGACUUACUCCAAGCAGAACAGAGUUCAAAUCAGCCAGCAAUCAUUGCAGAAACAUCCAAGUUAUCAUUGCAAGAUUCCAUACAAUCCAUAUUGCGAGAAGCAUCUACAAAAGGCCAAAGUGGCUUUCCUGUGCCGAAGUUAAGAAUUCUCCCAGCACAUCAACUCAUUGACCCACAGUUUGCUCCUAAGGGACAAAAGCCAAAGGAUCAGGCACAACAACAACAGCAACAACAACAGCAACAACAACAACAACAACAACAACAACAACAACAACAACCACAACUGCAACUGAUAAAGAAAGGCGGUUUCACCAACAUAUUCAAAUGUUGUGUAGGCGGUUGCUUUUAUAGCAGCAGGAACAAUGUGGACCUGAUUCAACACAUCAUUCGCCACCAUGGACCAUAUAAAUGUAUUGCUUCUGGCUGUCGAUUUGUUACAAAAUCCAAGGAGUUGUACGAAAUACAUCAUCAGACAUUACAUUCAAAGUUAAGUUUCAUGGUUUGUGCAUUUCACUGUAGUAAGGUUUUUAUGGACUUCAAGGAGUACAUUGACCAUCUGACAGAGUGCCACUCAAGGCAAUUCCAGGAUGAGGAACAGUCAGAUGAAGAAUCUGAAAGCCCAGGCUUCUUGAAAAUUGAAAGUGUGAGCACCUUAGAUCCUGCAGCAGCCUCCCAAAUGUUUGGUGAUGACUAUGCAAAUAUUUCAUCAAGUCCCACCCAAGGCCAGUCACCACCAAAGCCGGCUAUAAGCACCUUUCAGAAAAUAGCACCAAAGCCACCAAAGUCACCUAUUGCUGUUUCAUCUGGCACCAGUUUAAUCACCACUACUAUAAGCCCUGGGUCAUCAGAAAGAAUCAUCACGGCCAUGAGUGCAGGUCCAUUGCACAUCAAGCUAUCCCCAAGCCGUUCACUAUUUGGCGUCAUCCCCGUCUCUACUACUCCACCAGGAACUACAGCAGUUGUUUCAUAUUCUUCUACCUCAUCCGCCAAUAGUCAGCAAAGUGAGGAAGCUACAACCAUUUCCUCAUCUACGUUAGAGAAGGGUGGUCAGCCAGCGUGUGUGACUAUUGAUGAGGAGGAGGGUCAUGAACAGAAGGCAUCAUCACCACCACCAGGAAUUGCCUCGCUACCCAAGACCCCACCAACUGUUCCAAUUCAGUUCAUGUUCCAAUUGUAUCAAACAGCAGAUGUUUUCAAGACAUUAAUAACAAAACUUGCUCCUGAAGUAUUCAAAUGCAUGUACAAUGGUUGCAUUUUUGCUGAAGAUGAUCCUGACACAUUCACAAAUCAUAUUAGAGAACAUGGACGUGGAUACAGAUGCUGCUACUGUCUGGUAUUGAUGGCAACUCCUGAGUACUUAGUGCAGCAUGUUAUCAGAGAACACAGUCACUGUCAGUUCCAGUGCAGAUAUUGCCUUUACCGAGCCUUCACCAAGAUUUACAUGGGAGUGCACCUGAAAAACUUUCACCCAAAUGAAGAACCUCGUUAUAUAAAGGUUGAGACAAUUCAGCCUAAUCCUCCUGCAAACCCUCCAAUUGACCAGUUUGUGAGGCCUUACAGGUGUACUUACCAAGACUGCCAGUACAGAACUGUGGAUGCUGAAGCUUUCAAGAGUCAUGUCAACAAUCAUGGGCCCUUUGUCAUCUUGAGCUGUGACUUCUGCCACAAGCAUCUUCAUGUCAUUCCUCUCAUUGAUCACAUGCGUGAACAUCAGAUGAAUGAGUAUCAGUGCCCCUACUGCCUGCAUGGAGAUGCUGAAAAAGAGAGGCUCCUAAGUCACCUUCUGAACUGCCACUCUGGACGUCCAGGAAAAGUACUUUUGCGUAAGCAGAUCACUUCAACCAUCAGUAGUACUGCUGCUCCUUGUACUGACAUCUCAUCAUCCCAAUCUGAGCCACCUCCUCCACCUCCUGUUACCACGACUCAGAAUGACUCAAAUUCUGAAGUUACGAAUACUCAGGCUUCGGAAUCAUUGGUCAAACCUAAAGAGGAGGAAACCAAAUCUAUUCCACAGUCAUCUGUUAAGGAACUACAGAAGAUUCGAAAGAGAUCAUCAAGGAGCUCCAGUUCUGAGGCAGAUGGUACUAAAGGAAAUGAAGAUGGCAGCUCCUCAAAUCUGAGUACUACUGGAGAUGACAGUUUCCUUCAGGCAGCAGAGAAGACAGGUCUUAGUGGUCAUGCUCUUUACCAUUGUGGAAACGAUGGCUGUGAGUACUCAAGCUUAUCACAAAUCCAACUCAGGGAACACCUACAGGUUUGUGAUCUGGCUCAAGAUUCAACUGUUCUCAGGUGCUACCAUUGUGGAAAGCAGUGCCGUCACCUGAGCACCCUACUAGAUCACCUUCGAGUGCAUGGGCCCAAGCGGUAUUGGUGUGGAGUAACAGGAUGUGACUAUCGAGCUACUAUGGUGCAUUACUUUAAGAACCAUAUGAAGCAGAUCCACCGAUGUUCAGGAUUCAAACAACUUCUAAAGGACUCAAAGAAUAAAGAUCCUGAGAACCAAGAAUAUGUAGUGUACCCCAAAGAUGCCAUUCCAGCAGCAAGAGAAGGGCAUAGAAAGAGAAAGAAUGAAUACGGGGUAGAGGAUCUUCACCGUAUUCCACGUGCUCAUGUCUCGUACCAAGAGCUGAAGUGUUACCAUUGCACGUUUGUAUCAAAAGUUCGUUUGAAUUUAAUCAAGCACAUCAAGCUUCAUGAGAAGUAUCCUGAUGGAAUUCCACAAAGGCUUAACAUUGUAAAUGGAUCAACUUGUUCAAUACCAUACAAGCAGCCUGUGAAUCCUGUGCCUUGCCUGGAACGAAAGGAGCUCAUGUUUGAUAAGAUGAUGAAUUUAGCGGGCAGCAGCUUUGAAACAAAAAAGAAAAAGGAAGACAGUGACCUAAGAGCAAAGAAUCCAAUACCACCAGACGAGUAUCAGCGACUUCCUAAAUAUGUCCCAGAAGAAAGACUGUACAUGUGUGGGAUUGAAGGAUGUAACUAUUUGUCGUGCGAUGACAUGAUGUUGAAGUAUCACAUUCGGACGCUUCAUGCUGAUGCCACCACCUUCCCUUGUCCUCAUUGUGUCAGUCUGUCUAUCACUGUGGAAAAGAUGAGUUCUCACUUCAAACUUCAUGGAGAAAGGCUCUACAGGUGUGGCUGGUGUCCUUACAUCUCUUCACGCCGGAACGUGGUUGAGAGGCACAUGAAGGAGAAGCAUAACUCCAAAAAGCCUUUUGAUUAUGUUAUAAGAGAACCAGAAGAUCCUGAAUCCUCCUCAAAAAAAUCUGAAGACAAGCCAGUUGAGGAACCUAUUGGGAAUAUCCCUCAACCAGCACUUCAGGAAGCACAGUGGCAAUGUGGACUGUGCAAGUUUAGUUCUGUGACGCAGCAAGAGAUGCUCAACCAUACGAGCUUGAAACAUUCUAUCAGGAGUCAGUUCAAAUGUGGAUAUUGCAGUGUCAGAUCUUCAGUCAGAUCAAGUUUUGAUGCUCACUUUGCUGCCAAACAUCCAACUCAGCAGUUUCGGGUACUUUGUAUGUAUUAUCGUUUAGACUCAGAAGACAUUGAGCCUCUAAAUCACGGAGAUGCACAGCACAUGCACGAGCCGCUCUGGAAGCGCAAUGAUCCUGAACGCAUCCGUCACAUUCGGGGAAUCUUAAUUGAUGAUGACCCAGAAACUAAAAAGAAUUGGUUCAAACAGAUGGGCACAGGGAAACCUGACAAGGGGGAGUUUGUGUGCCCAAAGUGUGGAUCGUUCAGAACCACUUGUGUGUCCACCUUCCGCUCUCACCUGUGCCGGGAAGCAUCUUAUGACAGGUAUCAGUGUGUAGAGUGUGGGCUAAAUAAUGCCCUCUUGCCCAGUUUGCAGCGCCAUUACACCAAGAUGCAUCAUGCACCAUUUACCUCAGAGUGUUACCUUGAACUGCCUGUUGAAGAAGAAAAGGAAGGCUGGGUUGAACAGGUCAUUAACCAUCAGAAGAAUCUUAUAAAGAAAUGGCAAGAGAAGGGUGACACAGAUCCAUCAUUUGAGUCUCCAUCCCAAACUGGACAAUAUCAGACGUCCCCAGGAAAAUCAGCCAUUUCAUCAAGACGGUCUUCAAGUGCCAGCUCUCAUUCCUUGUCAAGUGAGGCAGCUCAGGAGCAAGGUGGAAUUGUUCUGCAUGACUCUGGCAGUGAGCGUGGUCGUUUCAUCUGUGAUACAUGUGGGUCUGAGUGCCGCUCAGCUGCUGGACUCAAAAGCCAUACGACAGCCAUGCAUCAAGCCAGGUUCAAAUGUCAUUACUGUCCAUUUGCGAGCAACAGUGAAGAUGCAGUGAAGCAACACAGUAUUGCCAAGCAUCCCAAGCUACAGAGUGAGGUGUUGGACGUAUCACAACGAGUCAAAGUUCAGAGAGAUAGUGUCUCUGAAGAAAGCAAAAUCCUAGAAAAAAGUAGAGAGAAUCAAAAGCAGGAAGGCAUUGCUUUACCUACUGUGGAAAGUUCCCUCACUACAACUUUAGAAUCAAGUGGUGUGAAUCUUCAGUGUUUAGAAGACAUGAGUGAAGAAACAUGCGAAGGAGAGGUUGCUUUAGAAAUAGAUCCUUUAGAAGAUUCACAAUCUUCAGUGGUAAAGACUUAUAGUUGUAAAUUUUGUCCAUUUACUACAACUACUCCUUCAGGUUUGAAUCAUCACAAGCGCACUAAGCACAAAGAGACACGUUUGUUCAUGUGUAUGUACUGCAAAGGACGAUUCAACAGCAAUGUAGAUGCCUUACGUCAUCAUAAGUGGAAGCAUUUGUCACAGAAACCGAACAUUGUUCACAUGGUGUAUAGCAAAACAGAAGAAGGUCUUGUGAAGGAACAAACUGAUGUCAGUUACUCUGAAGGCAGUGAAGUAAUAUUACCCUCCAAAGGUAGACCAGCAGCAAAAUUAGCAUUAGACACUAAACCUGGUAAAGCCAAAGCUAAGAAAUCUUUCACAAAAUCAUCAUUCGUCCCUAGUGAAUUAUCAAAGAAUUUGCAACCACCCACAUCUAGUAAUGCAGGCUCUGAGCCCACUUACACCUGCUGUCAUUGUAAUCAACAGUCAACCAAAGUUGGUAUGGAGGAGCAUAUGAAGAAACAGCAUAGGGAUCUUCCUUACCAAGUGAGAAGAGAAGAAAAAGACAGAGUGUUCACAGAAGUUCACAUUUACAAAUGCAUACAUUGUGUUAUUGAAAGCAUAUCACUUGCACAGGCUAUGGAUCACUGGAUUCAAAAUCAUCCUCUGUUAGAUUUUAAAUUUGAUUUGGUAUUAAGACACUCAGGAGAAGUUUCUAACCAGGUUGUCACCAGCACAACACUAGACAAAGAUUUAACUCAAGAUGUGACAGAUGGUGAGAGCAAUGUUUGUACAAGUGACAUGGAUGCUGAGGAAGAUGCUGGCGUUACGUCAUCUGUUGCCUCGUGUUCUGACAUCACAAGUAGCUCAGAGAGCUCCAAAGUAGUGCCAUCAAGACAAAGAGAAGGCCUAAAGGAUACAUCAUCAACAAGGAGAAGUUUAGAUACUGAAGAAGAGGAAAUAAUGGACAUCUCUGAAUUAAUAGGAAAGGAAUCUGAAGUACAGCCAGGUGCAGGAGGUGAAACUGAAGACAUGAUCUACAAAUGUGGGUUAUGUAAAAAGAGCAGUGACAAGCUUCAGGAACUGAAGGCGCAUGUAAACAAGAUACACCCAGAGAGGGAUGUAAAGAUCAAGAAACUACCUCGUGGGGUGUUUGAGCAACUGUAUCGUGCUGAGUACAAGUGCAGCUACUGUAAUGAAAAAGGACGUCACAAACCCAUAACAAGACAUCACAAGUCAGCCCAUCCUGGUCUUCCCAUGAAGGUUUCGCGCCUGCCUCAGCCUCCACGGGAAAAUGUCUAUUUCCGAUGUGAUGUGUGUGGCCACGUUGUUAAGAACCUACAGUCAGUGCGCCACCACCUCCGUCGUCACCAUCCUGACUCAGAUGAGUUUACCUUCUCCAAAUUAACAUUAGGAUCUCCCAUGCGACCUCCAGUCAAACAGCCAUAUAAGUGCAAUUAUUGUGGUGAUGUUGGUGAAACUCUUGAAGAAAUGCACACUCACCAUGCCUUCUUGCACUCCCACCUUGAAUGUAACAUUACUAAUCUAAUGGAUGAGGCCUUGUCAUCUUUGCAUAGCCCAUCCACCAGUCACUCAGUAGCAGAGACUAAAAUUUCUUCUUCUGUUGCAUUGCCUGUAAGUAAUAAAAACAGUCCUAGUGUACCAAGUGGAGUAAGUGAAGUGAGCAAACAAACUGAAAUUGUACCAGAAGAAAUGUUACCUAGGGAAAUUCCAGUUAAUGAUGGUCCUAGUGUUUCAGUUUGUAAGAAUACUGCAAGAAAGUCAAUGCCAACUUUUGCAAAACGUGCUGUGGCCAUGAAGUCCACUUCAAAGCCACAGAUGGUUGCAGAAAUUGAUGAAAAUGCAGAGCUUAGUGCAUACCAAGUUACACAGCAUCCUUUGGAACUAGAAAAUGUGUAUGCCUUUGUAAACCUGGGUACAGACGUUCCAAUGAGACUAACUGUACACCAACUUGGAAAGCUGAUCAAUUUAGAGCCACAAGUUGUAGUGAGUGAUGUCUUAAACAAAAAGGAAAAUUGAUAGUGGAAGUGAAAUGUUUGCAGCAAAGUGUUUGUACUUACAAUAUGUUGGUCAGUGAACUGGGCUGUGCUCUAAAUCAUAUAGAAUGAGCAUAAUGCCCUAAAUAGGUAUCUUCAUGUACAGUUACAAGUAACCAAAUAUAUGUUAAGAUUUGGGUGGGAUUUUGUAACUUAUGAUGGUAUUUUAGUAAAUGGUGUACAACCAUGUUAUUGAUACAAAACAACAAGUUCUGCCUUGUAUGAAUAUUGAAAUUUUGUAUGCUAGAAAUCUCAUUUCACACAAUUCACUGUAAAUAUUAAAGAUGAAAUAUUUUCAUCAUUUACAUUUGUGUCCAUUGAGGAGAUUAAGAACUGGUGCUGAAACAAUAAGAUCUAUUUAAGUUUUUGGUAGCUUUACUAUUUUCAUUUGAACUGUUAUAACUCUAAAUUCUCUUUUGUAAUGCUGCUAUAAGCAUUCCUGAAAUGUACAUCCCUGUUUUGUUUCAGCUAAUCAGAAUAACAAUCCAUCAACAAACCACAUUUCAUAUGAAAACAAAGUGCAGUUAUUAAAAGUACUAUGAUU